AUGUCGACAACUUUAACAAAUUCAACAUCAACUAUUAGAUAUAAUACAAUCAAGAUUGAUAAUCAAGAUAUCUUUUAUAGAGAGAGUGGAGAUAAGAAGAACCCAACAUUGAUUCUAUUACAUGGGUUCCCAUCGUCAAGUCAUCAAUACCGACAUUUAUUGGCCGACACUCAUUUGACAAGUAAAUAUCAUUUAAUCGCACCCGAUUACAUUGGAUAUGGUCAAUCGUCGAUGCCAUCCACCAAGGAUUUCGAAUACACCUUUGACAACUUGUCAGUAGUCACCGAAAAGUUUAUCAAAGCCUUGUCCAUUGAAAAGUACAGUCUCUAUGUAUUUGACUAUGGUGCACCAAUUGGUUACAGACUUGCUCUUCGUAAUCCAGAAAGAAUCCAAUCAUUCAUAGUUCAGAACGGUAAUGCAUAUGAUGAAGGUAUAGAUAAUGCAUUUUGGAGUAACGUUAAAAAGUAUUGGGCCGAACCAACCAAACAAGAAAACAUUGACUUUGUACUAGGACUAAUUACACCACAAACAACUCAAUGGCAAUACUUGAACGGUGUACAAGAAAAGGAUAAGAGUUUAGUUGCACCUGAUGGAUAUGUAAGUGACCAAUACUAUCUUGAUCGUCCAGGUAACGGUGAGAUUCAAGCUCAACUCUUAUUUGACUAUGGUACCAAUCCAGCCAAAUAUCCAGCAUUCCAACAAUACUUUAGACAAUAUCAACCACCAAUGUUAAUAGUUUGGGGAAAGAAUGAUGAAAUCUUUCCAGCUGAAGGUGCAUACCCUUACAAGAGAGAUCUAAAGAACCUUGAAUUCCAUCUUUUCGAAACUGGUCAUUUUACUCUUGAAACUCAUCAUCAACAAAUUUCAACUUUAAUUAAUCAAUUCUUAACAAAGAAUCUAAAUAAUCUAAAUAUUAAUAAUAAUAAUCCAAAUAUUGAGAUGUCAAAGAAUCCUAUUGUAUUCAUUACAGGUAAUGCAAAGAAAUUAGAAGAAGUGAUUCAAAUCCUUGGAUCAUCUCUAACAUUGGAAUCUAGAAAGCUUGAUUUACCAGAAUUACAAGGAGAACCAGAAGAUAUAUCAAAAGAAAAGUGUAGAUUAGCAGCAAAACAUGUUGGAGGACCAGUAUUGAUUGAAGAUACUUGUUUGUGUUUUAAUGCAUUACAAGGAUUACCAGGACCCUAUGUAAAGUGGUUCUUGGACAAGUUGAAACCAGAAGGAUUGUAUGAUCUCCUUGCUGCUCAUCAAGACAAGACUGGAUAUGCUCUAUGCAACUUUGCAUUCUCUCGUGGACCAGAUGAUGAACCAAUCGUGUUUGUCGGUCGUACCAAUGGUACAAUUGUCCCACCACGUGGACCACGUAACUUUGGUUGGGAUCCUGUAUUCCAACCAGAAGGAUACACUGAAACCUAUGCUGAAAUGGAUAAAUCAAUUAAAAAUACAAUCUCUCAUCGUACCAAAUCUUUAGAACUUGUAAAGAAUUAUUUAUUUGAACAUGGAUAUGGUAAUUAA
This is a messenger RNA of Cavenderia fasciculata, 1509 nucleotides long. RefSeq names its product inosine triphosphate pyrophosphatase (gene itpa). The record is from RefSeq and is a predicted model, not a curated record. NCBI's taxonomy places the organism in Eukaryota, Evosea, Eumycetozoa, Acytosteliales, Cavenderiaceae. Gene Ontology annotation, molecular function: epoxide hydrolase activity; nucleoside triphosphate diphosphatase activity. Bases 1 to 1509 code for a protein of 502 amino acids. Gene Ontology annotation, biological process: nucleoside triphosphate catabolic process. The transcript has 3 exons.